Messenger RNA from Cimex lectularius (bed bug), 727 nucleotides. RefSeq names its product astakine-like. Bases 148 to 498 code for a protein of 116 amino acids. The transcript is spliced from 3 exons. Lineage: Eukaryota; Metazoa; Arthropoda; Insecta; Hemiptera; Cimicidae. The record is from RefSeq and is a predicted model, not a curated record.
UUCUUCGGGUACUUCUUCAGUCUCAGAAGCUGCAUUGGAACAGUUUCAGUCGGCGACUGGUUGACAGAAGGAACACCGAUUUGCAGGAACUAGGCCCAAUCUCAAUCUACCGUAUACACAUCAAUUCAGAAUAAUCGAGGGGUCAAAAUGAAAGAACGACUUGCGACAUUCUUAGUACUGCUCUCCUUAGCUGCAUUCGCCUAUUCAUUGCCACCGCGGAAAGAUAGGCCGUUCUACGUCGACUGCUUGACAUCUAGAGAAUGUGGAAAAGGACAAUGUUGUACAAUCGGUAUGGAAAGGUACUCCUCUCCUCAUUGUCAAAGCCUUCAAAAGUUGGGUGAAAUGUGCAGGCCCGUUAAUGACUUAAUUACGUCUGCCAACCUGACUUAUCCAGACGGUGCAAAGGUUGCAAUUAACAACGUCUACAGGAUCUUAUGUCCUUGCAAGGAUCGUUUCACUUGUAGUUCUACAUCUGGUACCUGUGAGCUUCGACACUGAUUUAAAUUAAUAAAUGUAGAAGAAAAAAGAAACAACAAGUUUAAUUUGUAAAUUUAUUAAUGAAAUUGUAUUUUGUUGUACAAAAUUGAACCCACAAGUUUAUAUAAAACGAUAAAAGUGUUUUUUUGUUUUUUUUUUGUGAUGUAAUAAAUAAGUUUUUUUUAUACAAUUGUUUUGUUAUAGGAAAAUUUACAUUUAUUUAUAUCACUCAUGUUGUGCCUCUCAGACC